UUUUCAUGUCUACAUUGUCCGGAAUUCACGUUAGACCAAAAAUUAUAUAGCAAGAUAAUCUCAAUCAACUCUUUUGGGAAACCAGUGAAAUAAGCAUGUAAAAAUAUUUCGCCCAUAAAAGUCCUGACUUCACCUCCAUUUUAAAGCCGUUCCUUGAACCUACAGUGUAAAGAUAUGAAUAAAGGGGAGUGUUGUGAACUAUUUAUAUGACAACCUUUUUUGUAAACCUAAUGUUUUCUUUUAUAUUUUGAUUUCUGUCACUAAUGUCAAUAAAGUUACCAAUUCGACUGUUCACAAGUUUAUCAUUUUUCAUUAUAAUAUCCAAUUUUACUUAAUCUAAUCAUACAGUCCACCUUUUCACAACAUUUUUUGGUCCUUCGAGCCGUAGUUUUUGAAUCAAUUCGUAUUUUCACCAUGAUCACUCGUAGUACGAGUAAAAAACAUUUGCCCAUCAACCCUUCCUCACCUCAUCCAUUGCCCCCCACAAUAGACGUAGUACCCAUUAGUUCUUAAAGCCAAUGCAACAGCAAAGUUGACCCGGUCGGAAGCAUGCGAUCAGCACAAACUGCGUCAGGCCAAUCAUCUUCGUCGGCUGUAGCACGGAAAGCGGCUGCGGUAGCGGAUUUCAAACGUCGCCGCUACGAAAGGGAGAGGGAACUCGCCAAACAGUUAGCAGAAGUGGAGGAGGCACAACUAGAAGCAGAUUUGAAGCAAAUAGAAGCGGAAGAGUCUCGGAGAGGAAGUGUUUUAAGCAACAAAAGUAACAGUCGAACGCGUGAUUGGGUAACUUCUCAAUUUAAUAAUUUUAAUGUAGGUUUUGAGGAUCUUUGCCCGGAAAUAGCCCCGGAAGCACUUCAAGAUACCUCACAAAAUAAUAAUCCUACUGAUAUUUUACUAAAGGCGGUUGCCAAUACGGCCGCCGCUGCAAAAGCAAUUGCAACCAGUCAAGAAAAACAGUGUAAAACAAAUUUAAUACCAUUUUAUGGUAAUUGUCUUGACUGGACUCAGUUUAAACGUAUUUAUAAUUUAACAAAGCCUUAUUUUACAAAUGCAGAGAACAUUAACCGACUGCAGCACGCCAUCAGAGGCCCGGCACGUGAAGCUGUGGCAUCGAUCUUAGUUUGCGGUGAAGACCCUGAAUUAAUCGUCGCAGCUCUCGAAGAGAACUUUGCACGGCCGGAGGUGGUGGUUCUCAAGGAAACAGCGGCAUUAAAAAGUCUACCGCGUCUGGGUAACGAUUUAAAGGAAUUAGGAAAUCUCGCCAAUCGAGUACGUAAUGCAGUUUCCAAUAUUAAAUUAUUGAACCAAGUAGAAUAUCUGUAUGCUCCCGAAUUAUUCCAUGCUAUUUUGGGAAAACUAAACCCUGUCAUGAAACUUAGGUGGUCAGAUUUCGCUGCCCAAGAACAAACAAGUAAACCGAAACUAGAGGUUUUAUCUCAAUUUUUAGUUAAAGAAUAUCAACAGUUUACCAAGUUCAGUUUGUCUCCCGAGUUAGUUCUAGCUCAACCGACAUUUUUCCAAAAAGAUUCUAAACGAGAAAAUAUUCAUGUUGCAUCCGAUAGUAAGACGUCAAAUCUAAAAAAAAUAGAAUGUGUUUAUUGUAAAAAAGCACAUAACAUAAAGUCCUGUUCUGAUUUCAAGUCACUACUAGUUGAGGACAGAUGGCGUUGGCUUCGAGAGGCAAGAGUAUGUUACAGGUGUUUGAAAUCGAAUCGUCAUUUAUGGAAAACUUGUAACACCCCUUGUUGUGGUAUCGACGGUUGUAAAUUUCGGCACAAUCCGUUAUUACACGGAAUGACGUACAUUCAGCCCCAAAGAAAUGUGCAAUCCACAAGUCAAUCUGAUUCCAAUUCUUCAGUUACUGUUUGGAAUAUAAUGCAACGAAUUAAUAAUAAUUCUAAACUACCUCAAUGCUCAAGAGCCCUCCUAAAAAUUGUUCCAGUGACUGUAACGGGCCCUGCCGGCAGCCGUGACGUCUAUGCUCUUCUUGAUGACGGAAGUACUGCGACGAUAAUUGAAGCUGACAUAGCCACGGCUAUAGGUGCCACAGGACCCACACAAAACAUCACCGUGAAUGGUAUAGGUGGACUCAGCACAAACAAAACCAUUUCAUUUGUUGAUUUUAAAAUUAAAGGCAGGUACACACAUGACACAUUUCUAAUAAAAAAUGCAAGAGCUAUGUCAGGUUUAUCUCUGAGUCCACAGACACUUCAUAGAGACAAUAUUGCAUCUUAUGAACAUUUAGUUGACUUACUCGACAUUUUGCCAUAUGAAGGUGCUAUUGCAACGCCCUCCAUUCUUAUAGGUGCUGAACACUGGUAUUUGUCAAUUACGCGGGAGAUUCGUAAGGGCAAACAUAAUGAACCAGUAGCUUGUUUGACAGCUUUGGGAUGGACGUUGUACGGCGUAGCGUUGAGUGAAACAAAACUAGUCGAAUUUGUUAACAAUUUAUCUUGGUCAACAAAGUCUAGCAAAAACGAAGAAUUAGAUUUCAUUAUCAAAAAUCAAUACAAAUUAGAUUCUAUCGGUAUUUCAAAACAAGACACUAUACAUAGUAAGCAAGAUAUACGUGCAAUACAUAUUUUGGAAAAGACUGCGAAACGCUUGCCUUCCGGACGGUUUGAGGUAGGUUUACCUUGGCGUGAUGACAUUCUUAAUGUACCUGAUAGUUACCCACAAGCGUUGUCACGUUUCCUAUCUUUAGAGAAGCGAAUGCAGCGUAGCACAACCUUUUCAAUGGCGUAUGAAACAUUCAUCAACAAUAUGUUAACAAAAGAGUAUGCUGAAGAGUGUGAUCCUGAUUCUUAUCAUAAACAAUAUAAGAGUCAAGACGUACGAGUAGAUCCAUCCAUCAAGUUUUACUUACCACACUUCGGUAUUUACCACCCACAAAAACAUAAAUUACGCGUUGUGCUCGAUGCAGCCGCUAAGAGUGAAGGAAUCAACUUAAACAGUUUACUUAUUCCUGGGCCUGACUUGUUAAAAUCUUUAUUAAAUAUUUUAUUUCGUUUCCGUGAAGGACGAAUAGCAUUAAUUGCUGACAUAAAAGAGAUGUUUUCUCAAAUUCGCGUAAGAAAAAAAGACAGAGAUGCGCUGCGUUUUUUGUGGAAACCAUCUUCAUCUGAUUCUAGUUCACAAUUAACAAUCAAAGAAUAUCGAAUGUCAACCGUAAUAUUUGGUGCUUCUUGUUCACCUUUUAUUGCACAAUUUGUUAAGAACAAGAAUGCUAAAUCUUUCGCGGAGAAGUAUCCUAAAGCUGUAGAUGCCAUUUUAUACGAUCAUUACAUGGACGAUUAUGUCGGUUCAUUAGAUUCUAUAACUGAAGCAGCACAACUUGCUCAUGAUAUCGUAAAUAUUCACAGCGCGGCUUGCAUGGAGAUGCGAGGAUGGACAUCCAAUGAUCGCGCAGCCUUAAAUAUGGUAAAUACAAAUUUACAAGCUGCUCAGAUGUUGGAUGUUAAUUCGAGUGUUUCUUGUGAUGUCAAAGUAUUAGGCGUAGAGUGGAAUCCUAGCGUAGACCAAUUAGGUUUUAGAGAUCCAGGUUUCUGCUUCCCAAUCACUUUGACAAAACGCGAAGUUCUUUCUAUGCUGAUGAAAGUAUAUGACCCCUUAGGGUUGCUUGGUCCUAUUGUAGUAAAAGGACGCAUAUUAUUUCAACAAACUUGGAGAUCUGGUAUUGAUUGGGAUACUUAUCUUCCUACCUCCGAGGUCAAUAAAUGGACCGCCUGGUAUCGGGAGCUUACCAACGCAGUAACUAUUAAGAUACCACGUUGGUACGCCUCCGCUGAAGGUUCUGAGCCACUUCAGAGAGAUCUUCAUAUCUUUGUUGAUGCCAGUGAGCAAGCUUACGCUUGUGUAGCAUAUUGGAGAUUUAAAUACAAAAACGAAACCAUUAAAGUAGCUUUGAUAUGUAGUAAGGCCCGCGUUUCACCAUUAAAGCCGACAUCUAUUCCAAGACUUGAGUUGCAAGCUGCUUUAAUAGGUUCCCGUCUCGCUUUAGCUAUCCAGGAAGGUCAUCGCAAAAAACCUGACAACAUUUAUUACUGGACAGAUUCGAUGAUCGUUCUUGGAUGGCUGCGAAGUGACGCACGCUCAUUCAAACCGUUCGUAGCCCACCGCGUCGCGGAAAUUUGUGAGAACUCUAACAUAGAGAACUGGCAGUGGGUACCGAGCGAGUUCAACGUAGCGGAUGAUAUAACACGUUCGGAACAUAUUAAUUUUGAUUCUAGUCAUAGAUGGUUUACUGGACCAUCAUUUUUACUUGACUCACCAGAGAAUUGGCCUUCAAAGCCAACCAAAUUUCCUCCAAAUUCUAGUGAACUUAAAUCACAACCUGCUGAAUCAAUUGCAGUUGUCGCUUUAAUAUCAUUACCACAACCAGUUACAGCAGAUAUCAAUCGUUUUAGCAACUGGUUACGUUUAUUACGUGCUACAGCACGAGCUCACCAAGCUGCAGAAUAUUUUAGAAAUUUUUUGGCUUGCCGGCAAAAUUCCAAAAUUACAAAAGUUCUGCGAUUUUCUUCAGCCACAACUACCGCUUUGCCACCUUUAACUGCAGAUCAUAUAAAAGCCGCAGAAAGGCACAUUUUGCAACGCGCUCAAAUGGAUUGUUUUGCUGAAGAACUAUAUGCUAUUUCCAAUUCGCUGCCGCUGACACGUCGCAGUCGCUUGAAGAAAAUGUCGCCUGUGUUGAAAGGACGAUUACUUCAUAUGUCCGGUAGAAUCAAAGCCGCUGAAGGCAUUGACCCUGAAACUCGUUCUCCAGUUUUACUCGAUGGUCAUCACCCUGCAGUACGCUUAUUGAUCCAGUCUUAUCAUGAAAAAGCCGUUCACGCAAAUAAUGCUCUGGUUAUUAACGAAAUUCGUCAGAGAUUUUGGAUUGUUGGACUUCGGAACACGAUCAGAUCUAUUGUGAACAAAUGUAUUCUCUGCAGGAUCAGAAAAGCUCAACCAAUGAACCCAAUAAUGGGAGACCUUCCACCACAAAGGCUCGCACAUCAUCAGCGACCUUUUACUUACACUGGUAUUGACUACUUUGGACCCAUCACUGUUACCAUAGGACGUCGUCACGAAAAGCGCUAUGUAGCACUUCUUACUUGUCUUACAUGCAGAGCGCUUCACCUUGAAUUAUUAGCUGAAGCCGAAGCUAUUGUGAAUUCUCGACCGUUAGCCCAUGUAUCUACCGACCCUGAUGAUCCGACAACUCUAACUCCUUUUCAUUUCCUAAUAGGAACAUCAUCCGUAGAGUGCCUUCCGACUGCAACUUUUAAUGAAAAUACAUUUGCGGGUCGCUCAGAGUGGAAAAAGGCCUUACAAUUAGCGGACCAUUUUUGGAACAGAUGGGUGCGUGAAGUACUUCCUACAUUGCAGCUACGAGAAAGAAACAAGGAUGAACAUAUUGAUAUCGAUGACGUUGUAAUAAUAGCAGAUGGUAAUCUACCACGGAAGACAUAGCCGCGUGGCCGCGUUACUAAAAUCUAUCCCGGUAGAGAUGGGGUGGUCAGAGUGGUAGAUGUGCAGACAUCAGGAGGUUUGCUCCGUCGUCCCGUCGUUAAAUUGAUUAAAUUAAUUUAAGGGCGGGAGGAUGUUGUGAACUAUUUAUAUGACAACCUUUUUUGUAAACCUAAUGUUUUCUUUUAUAUUUUGAUUUCUGUCACUAAUGUCAAUAAAGUUACCAAUUCGACUGUUCACAAGUUUUAUCAUUUUUCAUUUUAAUAUCUAAUUUUAUUUAAUUUUAUCAUACAGUCCAC
Amyelois transitella is the source of this 5750-nucleotide messenger RNA. RefSeq lists its product as uncharacterized. Gene Ontology annotation, biological process: proteolysis. Gene Ontology annotation, molecular function: aspartic-type endopeptidase activity; nucleic acid binding. The transcript has 2 exons. The record is from RefSeq and is a predicted model, not a curated record. The coding region runs from base 550 to 5454 and encodes 1634 amino acids. NCBI's taxonomy places the organism in Eukaryota, Metazoa, Arthropoda, Insecta, Lepidoptera, Pyralidae.